Molecule: messenger RNA, 2394 nt
Organism: Aspergillus nidulans FGSC A4
Lineage: Eukaryota; Fungi; Ascomycota; Eurotiomycetes; Eurotiales; Aspergillaceae
Exons: 2
Coding region: 1-2394 (797 amino acids)
Biological process (GO): chitin biosynthetic process
Cellular component (GO): plasma membrane
Molecular function (GO): chitin synthase activity; hexosyltransferase activity
Source: RefSeq, a predicted model, not a curated record
AUGGACCAAGGUACGGCCGAGACAGUGUAUGACAUUUCUCCCAAACUCUGCUCACAGCAGUCCUGGACUGGACCGGCUGCAGCAGGCCCAAGACCGACUAUAGAGCUGGUCCCCAUCGAGCGAAAACGACCCGUGCUUGAAGCAGGUCUCGUGCGGCGGAACGUUGUUUUGACAUGUCCAGUGCAUCCCCAGAUCCGCAGUCAAGUCAACGGUAAAUAUGAUGAUGACGAGCUCAUGACCGUCCGAUACUCAGCCCUCACCUGCGAGCCCUCGGGGUUCCACAAGGAGCGAUUCACGUUGCGACAGAAUCUGUACAUCAAACCCCGACGAACAGAGCUUCUUAUCAUAAUCCCUCUCUGCGAUGAGUCUGGGACGGAUCUGGGUCGUACUUUGACUAGCAUCUUUGCCAAUAUCCAGUACAUCUCCUCCCAGAAGAGGGUUAAGACGUGGAAGCGGCACGGGUGGAAGAGGUGCGUUGUCUGCAUUCUUGGCGACGGGCGAGGUAGAUUGUCAGAAGAAGCAAAGGCUGCUCUCACACUGAUUGGACUCUGGCAGCCAGCCCUGGCAGUGCGCGAUGUGCAGGGUCAAGAUGUCCGCGCCCAUCUGUUUGAGUAUACCACUUGCGCCAGACUCCGGGAUAGCACCCUGCAACCUUUGCCAGAAUGUCCGCAAACUCCAGUCCAGAUGAUCCUCUGCUUAACCGAAAGAUAUCAAGGUCCUCAAAGCUGUGGCAAGUGGCUUUCGGAGGCGAUCCUACCGGAGCUUGAUCCCCAGAUGUGUGUCUUCGUCCCAGCUGGGGCAAAGCCUUCUGCAGACGCCAUUUACCGUCUCUGGGAGCGACUGCACCUCCAUCCGAGGUGCGGAGGAGUUGUUGGGCAGACAGAAAUGAGGGCCUCGCUACUGACCUGGGCGCUGAAUCCUCUGGCAGCUGCUUAUGGUGUGCAUCUGAAGCUGGCAAGUGUUCUGGAGAAUCCCUUCCAGUCCUUCCUGGGGUUUGCACCAGCAUUUCCAACCCAGCUUUCUGCUUUCAGAUGCCAGCAGGAGAGGAAAAGCCAGGACCAAACCUCAGGAGGCUGGGAAGCAGCGUCUGUUCGAGACGAGCCGAAGUCCAUUACAUGGGGUAGUCACAUAUCGGACCGCCGGCUCUGGGCGUUCGAUAUUCUCUCUCGCCGUUGGAAUCGAGAUCGUCUUGAUUAUGUGCGCAAGGCUAGGGCCCAUGUUCAAGCCCCUCCUUCGAUAGACGCAUACAUUGUCGACCUUCAGCAUUAUAUGCAGGACCGAAUAGUUUUCAUGAUGGAUUCGUGGAGUACCAUGCAGAACAUAGAAGGGGGGCUCCGGAAACUGAAAUUUGCUGCUCUGCUUAUAUAUUCAUGCCUAAAUCUCGUCGUUUCCUGGUUUGCGAUUGGCAACACAUUUCUCAUAUUCUUCUUCAUCAACCACUAUUUCGCCUCAGAUUCUAUUAUCGGCCGGCAUAGUUCGGCCACAGAGACAGGCCUCUUGACGCUGUACACCUUUCUCCUGAUGGUAUCUGUGCUCUGUGGUUUGACCUAUCAGCCGCAUACUAACAGGCUACGUAUUAUUCGUACUGUUAUCACAGUGGGGUGGAUACUUCUCGCAGCAUACAUACUUAUUGCCAUUAUUGUGGUUGGUUUCAAGACGACAAGGCCUACAUUUCACAUUCUCAGCAAUAAUCCCACAGACUUCCGUGAAUGGUUUGACGAACGUCGCUUUUCCCUUGCAAUCCUUCCGCUGGUUGCUAUUUAUGCCAUUCGGCUCCUGGCAUCCAUGUUAUUCCUCGAUCCUUGGAUUAUUUUUGCAGCAGUAGGUUUCCGUCUUCAAAGCUCUCCUCAAUCCAAUUCGACUGACGCGGAGCAGAGUAUCCAAUAUGUCCUCUGCAUACUCGCACACGUGAACUUUAUCAACAUAACCACAUUCAUGUAUAGCAAACUGUCCGUAUCCGAAGAGCAAAAUACUGCAAAUGGCGGAAUACCUAUUCCUACGAAUUACUUCGUGCGCCCCGGAAACAAAGUGCACCUCGAUUCCCCCAGUGACGACGAUUUGAAUAAAGCAUAUGACGAUUCGCUGGCGCAGCUUUUAGAUCCUCCAGAUCUAGAGUCAGCAAGACUACCUUCAAGAAAAUGUGAAAAUACCUCGAGAGUGUAUCCGGACAAGGUGGUGCUGACUUGGGCACUGUCAAAUAUACUUCUUUGCGCCGUCAUUUUACACGCCAUCCCUUCUGUCAAGGGUCUUGCUGGAGAUGAUUUAGAGAAUAUGAACAGGUGCCCUUCAACGGCCUACCUGCUUGUUAUCUUCUGGUUGAUUGGUAGUCUUGAGGGGGUCAAAUUUAUGGGUGCGAUUCUGUUUAUCAUAAAGGAGGUUAUAUACUUUUUCUAG